Molecule: messenger RNA, 1062 nt
Organism: Symbiodinium natans
Lineage: Eukaryota; Dinophyceae; Suessiales; Symbiodiniaceae
Source: the annotation of a GenBank genome assembly
AUGCGGCGAAUCUGGAAAGCGUGUCUAAAAAUCACUUCUUGGCGGCUGUUAGCUCAAACCCUCGCGAGUGGAGCCAGCUUAGCCACAAAUAUGCUGGUCUUUAUCCUGGCUUUGGCUGCCCAGCUGGGUGCAGCAGUGCCGACGGUGACACUCUCGAAUGGCGUGGAGAUGCCAAUGCUAGCCGCAGGCUCCUGGCAGUACAAUAUCACGGAGGCUUACCAAUCCCACGCCUUGGCACUCAAAGCGGGGUUCACAAUGCUCGACACUGCCCUGGACUACCACAACCAACAGGGGGUGGGCCGUGCGAUCAACGAGGCUGGCAUGCGUGAGAAGAUCUUUGUGGAGACGAAGAUUCCAGGCUGCGGGAUGGACAGCACGAUGCUGAACGUCUUCAAAUGCUACGAGAACACCAAGCGAGACUUGGAGUUGGAUCUUGCGCAGCUCAACCUCUCCUACGUUGACUUAGUGAUCGUCCACUUCCCCCCGAUUUCUUCCAUGGUGACUCGGUCAUGCAACAGCUGGUCGGGAGGUUGUCAAAUGGUUCGAGCGCAGUGGAAGGCCAUGGAAGAGUUUUACAAGCAGGGAAAGGCGCGUGCAAUUGGAGUAUCGAACUACUGCCCCAGCUGUUAUGACUGUCUCAACUCCACAGCCACGGUGCUCCCAAUGGUGAACCAGGUUCAGAUUCAUCUGGGCAUGGGGACGGAUCCAGCUGGCUUCGUAUCUUACCACAAGGCUCGAGGAAUCCAGCUCCAAGCCUACAGCGUGCUCGGAAACAGUGCAAUCAGCCACAAGGCUAGUCCAGAGAUCCUGAGCGGCAACCUGACCACCGGCAUUGCUAAAGCUCACGGAAAGAGCUCUGUGCAAGUGGCACUGAAGUGGGUGGUCUCGCAAGGUAUCCCUGCAGUGACGAAGUCGGCCAACCCUGAGCACCUGAGUGCAGACCUGGACCUCUGGUCCUGGGACUUCACUCCGGAGGAGAAGCAAGCCCUUGACGCCUUGACUUCUCCCAAGGGCUCGCCGUCUUUUGCGUGCGCAUCCGAUUCGGCAGAGAUCUUGGUUUGA